GCCAAAGAGGAYCUCCUGGCCAACGGUAGUGCUGGAGAGGAGUUGUGUGUUGAGGAACUAGGGGAGGKGGUUCUGGAGGAGGAUGAAGAUCUGAUGUGGAAGGAGCCUAAAGACGAGGUCAACGUGGAGGACGACCUGGAGUACUACCAGGAGCACAUCAAGUUCAUCGACAACAUGCUCAUUGGCUCCGGUGCCUUCGGCAAGAAGAUUUCCCUCGGUACCUUCCCCCCUGCCCCCGCCACCCCUGGCCCAAGUCCCAGCCCCUCCGCCCGCUCCUCCUCCCCUGCAGCCGAGCCCAGCUGCGGGGAGUGGAAACCCCCCAAGAAACCUGGCCCGGUCCCCACCCCCCACUACCCCUCAGAGCCUAGUGGUGGCGGCUCAGCAGAUGAGUUUGACUACAGCUCGUGGGAUGCCAUGUGUUACCUGGACCCUAGCAAGGCAGGGGACGAGGAUGAUUUCGUGGUGGGUUUCUGGAACCCGUCAGAGGAGAACUGUGGGGCGGAGUUGGGGAAACAGUCUAUCUCCUAUGACCUGCACACAGAGCAAUGCAUCGCUGACAAGAGCAUCGCUGACUGUGUGGAGGCAUUGCUGGGCUGCUACCUCACCAGCUGUGGGGAGAGGGCUGCUCAGAUGUUCCUCUGCUCACUGGGACUCAAGGUGUUACCGGUUGAGAGGAGGAGGCUGAAGGAGAAGGGCGGGGUCAUAGAGGUCGUGAACCUUGACCUCCAGUAUGGCUGGCUGAAGAUCCCACCCCGCUGCAUCUUUGACCACCCGGACGCCGAGCUCACCCUCAACCACCUCAUCUCUGGCUUUGAGAACUUUGAGAGGAAGAUCAGCUACACCUUCCAGAACAAGGCCUAUCUGCUGCAYGCUUUCACACACGCCUCCUACCAUUACAACACCAUUACAGAUUGUUACCAGCGACUAGAGUUUCUUGGCGAUGCAAUUUUAGACUACCUCAUAACGAAGCACCUUUAUGAAGACCCGCGCCAACACUCUCCCGGCGUGCUCACAGACCUGCGCUCGGCUUUGGUCAACAACACCAUCUUCGCCUCCCUGGCCGUCCAGUACGACUUCCACAAGUACUUCAAGGCUGUGUCGCCGGAGCUGUUUUAUGUKAUCGACGACUUUGUGCAAUUCCAGCUGGAGAAGAACGAAAUGCAAGGCAUGGACUCUGAGCUUCGGCGCUCAGAGGAAGACGAGGCGAAAGAGGAGGACAUUGAGGUCCCCAAGGCAAUGGGAGACAUAUUUGAGUCACUAGCCGGAGCAAUUUACAUGGAUAGCAGAAUGUCACUGGAGACAGUGUGGCAAGUGUAUUAUCCAAUGAUGAGGCCACUUAUAGAGAAAUUCUCGGCUAAUGUCCCUCGCUCUCCGGUGCGGGAGCUGUUGGAGAUGGAGCCUGAGACAGCCAAGUUCAGCCCUGCGGAGCGGACGUACGACGGGAAGGUCCGUGUGACAGUGGAGGUCGUGGGCAAGGGCAAGUUCAAAGGCGUGGGCCGCAGCUACCGGAUCGCCAAGUCUGCCGCCGCGCGCCGGGCCCUGCGCAGCCUCAAAGCCAACCAACCUCAGGUCCCAAACAACUGAGCUUCACACGCUAACUAGCUAGCUACUGAUGCUAGCCACUGACGCUAUCUACCUACAACUGUCGCUAGCCAGUAGCCACUGAUGCUAGCUUGCUACUGAUGUUAGCUAGUCGCCACUGAUGCUAACUACUGACGCUAACCAGUAGCUACCAGUGCUAGCAACUGAUGCUAGCUACCAACACAGUGCAGCAUUAGUCCUGUAUCUUCAGCCCUCAAUGGCACAACCAAGGCAGCCAGGGAACGUUCUGUGGAGACAUGGGGAAGUCACAACGAGAGCUGAUCUAGUUGUAACGGAUUUCACAUUUUAUUUMAAUUUUUUUGCAAACACAAUCUUUACUUUUCUUCUGUUCUCUGCUUUGUGUAAUCACAAGAGUGCUUUAUUAACGUAUAGCAAAGUGUUAAAAAGAGAAAAAAAAGGUCAGGUGUUGCUUUGUUAAUUUCUCACUUUCUUUUUUAGUUUUUUUUGUUUGUUUAACCUUUGCUUUGUGUCAGUGAGAUGUUAGGCGUAUGCGUAUUAUGAGUAGUAUUAGAUUUGUACAUAGUUCAAAUCAAAGGUGUAAAUCUAAAAACGCUAUACUCCUCAGUCUGUGCACUAGUGCCAGUUUUAAAGCGGUUUUUAAAAUGCUAUUGCUAAGGAAAUGGCAAGCAGAGGCCAGACCACCAGUGAAGACGACCAGUGUGGCCCACCUCUCUCUGAACUCUGUCUUGAGAUGGUAUUCUUAGGAUGGGUCUAAAAUGGCACCCUAUCCCCUAUAUAGGAACCCUAUGGCUCUGGUCAAAAGUAGUGGACUAUAUAGGGAAUAGGGUGCCAUUUGGGACGUACSCUCAAUCAUUAUUGCACUUAUUCCAUUAGGGUCUGUUAUGUUCAGAAUUGUGUGGUCGGAUUGGACAACAAAAUCCUAUAUGUAACAAAAAUAUAUAUAUACAUUUAUGAUGAAAUAUAAAUAUUAUUUGCCUUACAUACUAAGGCCCUCCCUCGUAUCCUGAAAAAAAGAAUAGGAAUUCAACAUUCCCGCUUACUGUAAAUUUAAAAAUAGUUUUUAAACAGCACUCGAGGAUGCAUGUUUGUGUAGCUUAUGUAUUAAUAACCAUGGCAACUGGAUGGCUUAUAUAAACAUUUAUAAAUCUAUCAAUAUAUCUAGAGGGAAAGAGAUAUUAAAUGUUUAUUAUUAUGACAUAAGUCGACAACUUUAGUCUCAAGUAAUGUCUUUUGAUACCAAGAUUGAUCAUCUUUAUUUUGUUGGUCAUUUUGUAAGACUCAGAGCACCUUUUGAGGUCUUUAGGACACAGGUUGUUCUUCUUUUUCAACAGAAUCGUGGUUCACACAUCCCUUCACUUUACCAAAGCUAAUAGAGUUGUGACGCUACAGGGUUGCACAUGUGAAGUCAGUUCCUAGGGAUAUGCAUACCAGCCUUUUUGUUUCAUUAUUUACUACAAACACAUUGUGACAUAGCGUCCACGUUAUGUGACUACAUAGCCUCUUAGACUAAAUGUCUUUUAUUUUCUCUCAAUAGUAUCAAUAAGCCCUCUUCACUUGAAUACCUCAGUUGAUUGCAUGCAUUUGUUUUUGGUGCUAUGUUUUUUGUUGUAUUAAGCUUGAAUUUCUCAUCCUUUUUGCACUGUAACUAUAAUACCUCUUUCUUUGACCUUUAUGAAAUCUGUCAGUUGGGUUGGUUGUCCUGUUCUAGCAGCCUUCAAGCUGUAGCGGUUCAGUUGCAUCGGUGUUUUCUUUGUUCUUCUUCUCUCCCUGCCCAAUUGAUUUAAUGCUUGAUGAUUUGGUCGGGUAAAACCAGAGGGUAUUCUCAUUCUGCACAUACAUAAGCCUAAACUAAUGUCUUCAGUCUCUGUUGAGCAUCAGUCCUCUUCAAAGGAAGAAGACAUGAAUUGGCCAUGAUCAGAUGGAGGGGGCCUCCUGUACUGUAGCUUGUUGAAGUAAACCGAUUGCACUCUAUAUCUCUCACCGUGUGUGGCCAGCGCAGUCUUAGUGUAUGUCGAAGGCCUUUGCAAGACUACGUCAGAUUCAGCCUUUUAACGAUUGUCACAUGUCACACUGUGCGAUGUUACCAAAUUAAAAUCUUGAUAUCAACCUUG
Molecule: messenger RNA, 3674 nt
Organism: Salvelinus sp. IW2-2015
Lineage: Eukaryota; Metazoa; Chordata; Actinopteri; Salmoniformes; Salmonidae
Product: endoribonuclease Dicer
Biological process (GO): pre-miRNA processing; siRNA processing; apoptotic DNA fragmentation
Cellular component (GO): cytoplasm; RISC complex; nucleus
Molecular function (GO): ribonuclease III activity; RNA binding; deoxyribonuclease I activity
Source: RefSeq, a predicted model, not a curated record